Molecule: messenger RNA, 1109 nt
Organism: Hyla sarda
Lineage: Eukaryota; Metazoa; Chordata; Amphibia; Anura; Hylidae
Exons: 4
Coding region: 16-1038 (340 amino acids)
Source: RefSeq, a predicted model, not a curated record
GUCAACCAUACUUGUAUGGCCUUCAAAGAAAUGGAGUUGUACUCUAUGGUUUCCUUGGCCACCCUUUGUACUAGGUCACAUGGUCAUAAGAGUGAUGUCAUAAAGCUCUGUUCCGUGAGGCUCCAAGACGUCUUAAACAUCACGGAGGAGUUGUCAGCCAUAGGUGUAAAUCAGCCAUUCCAACCUCAAGUUCUCUGUUACCCACCAAAAAUGGAAGCCUCAAGCUGUUACGAUACAGACCUUCUGAAGAGCGAAAAUGAGAACCUGUUGGAGCAGAACAAACUUCUGAGGAAGAAGCUUUACCUGCUGCAGGAGAACAUACAUCUGAAGAACCUUCUGGGGCAGUCAAGUCCCAAACAGGAGGAGACCCAGCCCUGCGGCCUGACCACCAAACACCAGGAGGAAGAGAACAAUACCAAUGAAUCCACACCUUACAUGGACACCAUGGAUAGCCCUAUGGAUGGCAACGGACUCACCGAUGGCUGUAGAUACCAAACAGAUGAGUCCACACAGUAUGGGGAUUUAGAGAAGAUCAAAGAAUGUGGUGCACACUUUCCCCAAAAUUCCCAACAGCUCCAUCUCAUGCAACGUAUCAUCGGGGAAAUUGCCUUUCAGCUUGACCGGAGGAUUCUUACAUGUAUCUUUCCCGAUCAAGGACGACUGUAUGGGGUCACUGUGGCCAACAUCCCGCAGAAGAUAAUCGAGGCAUCUACUGACUGUAUCACAGGAAGGGUGGAUGAGAAGAAGCAGGCUGAGAUGAUGCAGAGGUAUGUGGAUACGAUGAGCACCCUGCAGGAGUGUGGAUAUGACACAGCCCUUCACCCAGCCUUCUCCGAGAACGUUGUCAAUGUCUAUGGAAUCAUGAAGGAAUAUCCACCCGCAGGCUCUCCGGAAAUCAGUAGCUUAUGUGACCUAGAUAACCUGAAGAAGAUCGCUUACUCCACUGUGCCAUCCUCACACCUGGACCAUAUCCUCAUUCUGCUGAAGUGUUUGUCUAAGCUAUCCACGAGUGAUGGAAAGCCAAUACUGCUGCUUUAAGAACAGAAGGAACAUCUGCUCUAUGAUUUAUUGUAGCAGUAUAUACCAACUAAUAAAGGUCUGCAACAGUG